AGAGGCAGCGCUCGAUCUGAGCCAUUCUAUUCUGCAAAUGGUAAGAGGAACAUGAUGACGAAUACGCAAGCGACGAGCAGAUACAUCUAAAUUAAACGCUAAUAGGUUUUUUUGGAUAGAUUUUUAAUAUAACGUUUUAAAGGGAGCCACCGAAGCCGGAUCACAUUAGAAACACCGAAAGAUACCGGUCUGGAGUCCACAAUGACCAACGAGGAACCUCUUCCUAAGAAGGUUCGCCUCUGUGAGUCUGACAUGAAGACCCUGACCAGGGAGGAGUUGUGCACAAGAUGGAAACAACAUGAAACAUAUAUCCAGGCCCUGGAGUCAAAAUACUCCGAGUUAUGUUCCAAUGAUGUGACGGGACUAAAGGAGUCUGAGGAGAAGCUCAAGCAGCAGCAGCAGGAGUCUGCACGGAGGGAGAACAUCUUGGUUAUGCGCCUUGCCACUAAGGAGCAGGAAAUGCAGGAGUGCACAACCCAGAUCCAGUACCUCAAGCAAGUGCAGCAACCGAGUGCGGCCCAGCUGCGUUCGUCCAUGGUGGAUCCAGCCAUCAACUUGUUUUUCCUCAAAAUGAAGGGUGAACUGGAACAGACUAAAGACAAACUGGAGCAGGCCCAAAAUGAACUGAGUGCCUGGAAAUUUACACCUGAUAGCCAGACGGGCAAGAAGCUAAUGGCCAAGUGUCGGAUGCUCAUCCAGGAGAAUCAGGAGCUGGGGAGGCAGCUGUCCCAGGGACGUAUCGCUCAGCUGGAGGCCGAGCUGGCCCUGCAGAAGAAGUACAGCGAGGAGCUCAAGAGCAGUCAAGACGAGCUGAAUGACUUCAUCAUUCAACUGGACGAGGAGGUAGAAGGAAUGCAGAGCACCAUCCUGGUCCUGCAGCAGGAGUUGAAAGAGGCCAAACAGCAGCUGUCUCACACUCAGGGUGCCGUGGCCGGGCCCAGUAGGACUUCACCUACAGCUUCCACCUCAUCCAACGAAUUGUCCACAAAGCCCGAGCAGGCAAGUGCAGCGUCAGACGGAAGGAUCUCCAAUGGACCAAGCAAUGGCAACUCAUCCCAGAGAGGCGAGACCACUGUGUCCAGCCUGUAUCGCGAGGUGAGCAGCACUGAGGAAGACUUCCCCAUGUCCCCCAAUGUCUCCAGCCCUGGCGAAGCAGACACUAAACUGUCCAACCAUUCGGAAGAGGCUUCGGGGAAUCAAACUUCAGCUGGGAGAUCUGGAGGACCUGUGGGAUUUGGAAGUCAGCUGAGUGCAGGGUACGAGAGCGUGGACUCUCCGACAGGCAGCGAGACAUCAUUGACUCAGCACUCAAAUGACACAGACUCCACCACCGACCCUCACGAAGACAAGACUGCCCUGGUCACCAAGGGCACCAGGACUGCAGGGUCACGGCACACUCAGAACGGCUUGGACUCCAGCAUGAGCGACAGUGCAAUUUUGUAACGUACUCUGUUAUAAUUUUUUUUAUACAAAUAAGGCAACAAUGUGUAGUCUGACACAGCACUGUUGUGUUAUUUUUGUUUUCACCCUCCCCUUUAAGACUGUGAUGCCUCUGUCACAUUUGUGUUGCUCAACAGGGAAUAUAACUUGACAGGGUUAAUGUUAGAGUUAAACUUUGUGGCUGUAUGAUUUAAAAGUUGUUUCAUUUGGCUGUUAAAUUGGUCAUGUCUAUGCUGUUCUCAUUUGAACUAUUGACUUCAGACAUCUGGUGUUGUAACUCCAUUAAAAGUCAGUAUAAAUCACCUAAAUACACUAGCUUGUGAUAUUCAAGGUCAUUUUUAGGUGUUGGCCUGUUUUUUGUUUUGUUUUUCUUUUUUUAAAUAAAGUUUUAAUUUUCAUUGACAAAAUCAUGUCCACAAGAUUCUGUUGAAUUGUUUGUAGUUUAUAUGCGAUGUCAUAUUCAGACUUCAGUCCUUUUCAUGUACUGACCAAAUAUCAAUAAAGACUUUUAAUACUGUA
Messenger RNA from Cynoglossus semilaevis (tongue sole), 1959 nucleotides. RefSeq names its product WT1 associated protein (gene wtap). Gene Ontology annotation, cellular component: nucleus. The record is from RefSeq and is a predicted model, not a curated record. Gene Ontology annotation, biological process: regulation of alternative mRNA splicing, via spliceosome; mRNA modification. The coding region runs from base 202 to 1443 and encodes 413 amino acids. NCBI's taxonomy places the organism in Eukaryota, Metazoa, Chordata, Actinopteri, Pleuronectiformes, Cynoglossidae. The transcript has 8 exons.